Aplosporella prunicola CBS 121167 is the source of this 312-nucleotide messenger RNA. RefSeq lists its product as uncharacterized. Gene Ontology annotation, molecular function: oxidoreductase activity. Lineage: Eukaryota; Fungi; Ascomycota; Dothideomycetes; Botryosphaeriales; Aplosporellaceae. Bases 1 to 312 code for a protein of 103 amino acids. The transcript has a single exon. The record is from RefSeq and is a predicted model, not a curated record.
AUGCCCGCCACCAAGACCAUCGCCCUCGACUACCUGUUUCAUGAGUGGGGCGGCAAGCCUGCCGCCGUGGUGAGUUAUGGCUCCAGGGGCGGCGGGAAGGCCGCCGACCAUUUGAGCGGCAUUACCGCGGGCUUGCGCAUGAGGGGCGUGCAGACGAGCGUGGGGAUUAGGACUGGGGGGCUGGAGGCAGGGGAAUGUGCGGACAGGGGAGAGCUCGGGGAGGAGGUACUGGUAAGGUGGAGGGAAGAGGGGGUGGAGGAGCAAUUGAAGACGAUGUUGGCGGAAGUGGUGAAGGCGUUAGAGGAGCAGUAA